Molecule: messenger RNA, 2397 nt
Organism: Mytilus trossulus (common blue mussel)
Lineage: Eukaryota; Metazoa; Mollusca; Bivalvia; Mytilida; Mytilidae
Exons: 2
Coding region: 1-1722 (573 amino acids)
Biological process (GO): DNA integration; DNA recombination
Molecular function (GO): DNA binding
Source: RefSeq, a predicted model, not a curated record
AUGUCUGGCAGAGGAAAGGGUGUUCGCACAAGAAGGAAUAGAGUUACUCCAUAUGCAAAUUCAGCUAUUUCUGAUAGACAAUGGGAUUUGAACAAUCCAUCCAACUGGACUUCACAAAAAUUUCGAGAAGAAUUGGACAAAAAAGGCAUAAAAACUCCAAGUUCUUUACCCAAAUCGGUAUUAAAACAACUAUAUAUCGAAAAUUCUAACACAAGUGGGAUUACUACAUCACAAAUUCAACAAAACAGGACUAUUUCUGACAAUGAUACAUCCAAUCCGUUGAGUACAGAACCUGAAGUAGCUGUAACAGACAGUGGGACCAAUGUACAACCCUUAGCCUCUUUGGACAUAAACAAUAUUCCUGUUCCCAAUACUUCCUUGGCAGAACAGGACACAAUGAGUGUAAACCAUCAAGUAACAAGCAGUAAUACAGGUGGAAUUACCAAUGACAUUCCAAUGCAGAACUCUAAUUUCAACAGUAUGGCUACAAUGUCUACCAUGCUGGCACAUUGUUUCAGUGGCUUUCAACAAAGUUUGAAUCAUUUUAACCAGAAUUUAAACAAAGGGACUAAUACUGACAGCAGUGGAUUCAACCUUCAGCAAUGGUAUAAAGCUCAAAGUUCUCCAACUAAUCACAUGGAUCAAGUUCCGAAUAUUCCCAUAUUUCAAACAGGAUUACAACAGCAUUUGAUUUAUCCGUCUCCAACCGUACAGCAGUUAGAUGCCCGAGACUCAUCUACUCAACAUGGAUUUCAAGGAGUGCGCUCAGAUUCUUUUUCAAAUGUGGAUAUCAUUUCUCCUAUUCUUCAAAAACAGAUCAUUGAGGAUGGACCGUUUCCGCAGGCUGGCUCCAAAUGCAGCACUUCAACCUCAUCAGUGCCCACCCAGUUCAGAAGUAAUGUGGUCCUGAACAAAAUAGUUCAUCAACUUUGGGAUAUUGCUAUUGCAAGCAAAACAAGAAGUGCAUAUGAAACUGGAUUUAAACAUUUUGAGAGAUUUAUGUUGCUGAACAAUUUUAAAUUUAAUUACCUACCACCUAUUUCAGAAGACAUUUUGAUUUAUUUUACUGCAUAUUGUUUCCAUUUUUUGAAACUACAGUAUUCUACCAUAAAAUUGUAUUUAUGUGGAAUAAGAUACAAAUAUUUAAAAAAUAAUUGUAAGGAUCCCUUAGAAUCUGACUACAACACACCCUUAGAUAGACUCUCCUACAUUUUGAACUCUGUCAAAAAACUUCAAAAACCAAAUAACAAGAAAAGAUUACCUAUUACUUUCGAUAUUUUAGAGAAAAUUAUAUUUCGUCUAAGACAAGGUGUGUUUACCCCUUUUAUUGAUUUAAUGCUAGAAGCAGUAUGUACUGUAGGUUUUUAUGGCUUUAUGAGAUGUGGAGAAUUUACUGUCUUGAAAGCCAACCAAUUUGACCCAUCUGUUAAUUUAUGUAUUGGAGAUAUUAUUUUGCAUAAAGAUAUUAUAAUUUUGAAAUUGAAACAGUCUAAAACAGACCCUUUCAGGAAAGGUGUAGAUAUUCAACUCCAUAAAGUAAAAAAUCAAAUUUGUCCUUUUAAAAUCUUAGUCAAAUAUUUACAAGUUAGAGAGAGUCUUAAACAAGGUCUCCCAUCUGAUCCACUUUUUAUCUCACAAAAUGCUUUGGCAUUAGAAAGAAAUUAUUUCAUUAAUUGUAUAAAACAAGUACUUAGUAUAUGUGGCUUCAAUCCUGAUCACUAAAAUGGUCAUAGCCUACGCAUAGGAGCUGCCACUACUGCAGGUAAAGCACAUAUUGAAGACCAUUUGGUCAAAACACUAGGACGCUGGUCCUCUGAUAGUUACUGCAGGUAUAUAAGAGUGUCAUCUACUUCAAUUAAAUAUGCACAAGAAUUGUUAGAAAAAUAUUAACAUGAACAUAAUAAUGUUUUUAGAAUGCAGAUCUACACAUUCAUGUAUAUAGAUUUUUCCAUUGUUAUUUUUUAUAUAUAUUUUUUUUUCUUUUCUUUCUCAUGACUUUAUUGAAGGUGAAAAAAUCUUAAUCCUAAAUCCUUGGGGGCACUCAGCUGUUCCAUCUGAGUUUUUGGACCUUGAUGGAAUUUUAUCACUGGUUAUUUCUUAAAUUUCAUUCAUCCCCAAGCAUUUCGGGGAAAAAUUUUAUCAAAUUUAUUCCAGCGCCAGUUUGAUAGACCCCUGCUACUUCACAAGUACAUGGGCUAUCCCCAUGCAGACCUUGCACACACCGGCUGCAGAUGAGACGUCUAGUCUCAUCACCUAAGUGGAGAACCCUCGCUUCACAUUCCCCGGCUGGCGUAUUGUCGGGCAGGCAGGUUCUUCCUCACACUGGAGGUUGCAAGCUGACUUGCUCAGGCAGGAACUCAAAAUUGUUUUGUAUGCUGAGUGUUUCCCUAAGGCCAA